UACCCUAAAAAAAUCGGUACGCGCCCCUCCUCUCGAUCCACCCCCUCUCGCUGCGUUUUCUCUUUCCCUCGUCUCCCACUCCGCCGCCGCCGCCCCAUCUGCCGCUCCGCCACUGCCCCUACUGCUCCACCGGACCGGCCUCUUCUUCGAGCGCGGCGGCAGGAGCAGCUCCACCUCUCCACUCCCCCACGCGAGAACGCUCCUAACCCCACCCCCAUGCCCCGCGCCCCCGCCAGGAAAGCAGUCGCCCGUGCCCCCACCUCCAUCUUCUCUCAUCUUUCCCUUUCCCUCCAUAAAUCCCGACUACUCCUCUAAUGGAGGCGCUCGCUACCGCACCCGCGCCGUCACGUCCAGGCCUCCCACCCCCGACCCGCUGCUCCCAUCUCCUCCGCCCCAAAGCCCUAACCACCUCCAAGCUCCCUCGCCGCGUCAUCGCCGCCCUUCACAUGGACGGCGCCUGCGCCGCACCUCUUUGCUGCACUCCCGCUGAGACGGAUGCGGCGGCGACGACCUCGGACCAGACUGAGACGGUGGUCGAAGCCACCGAGCAGGGCAACAACGGGGCCCCGGCGGCGGACGCCCCCGCCGCCAGCAUCGAGGGGCUCGACGGGAUAAAGAUCCGGAGGCGCCCGGUCACAGGCCCGUCCGGGCACCACGUGGGCCCCUUCCAGUUCCGCCUCGAGAACGUGGGGAAUACGCCGCGCAACAUCCUCGAGAAAAUUGUCUGGAACAAGGACGUUGAGAUUUGGCAGAUGAAGGAGAAAAUGCCCUUGUACAGGCUGAAAGGUCUGCUGGACAAUGCGCCUCCGGCCAGGGACUUUGUUGCUGCGCUGAAAGCGUCGUAUGAUCGGACUGCUGUGCCUGCUCUGAUUGCGGAGGUUAAGAAGGCUUCGCCAAGCCAGGGGGUUCUCAGGAAGAAUUUCGACCCGGUCGAGAUCGCUCAAGCAUACGAGAAAAAUGGAGCAGCAUGCUUAAAAUUCUUUCAGGUUAAUAGUUUCUUCUCUAGGAGAUUUGGAUCCUUAUUUUCAUAUGCUGUGGAGUUAUCUGUACCGAAGAUACUUGGCUUCCUUUGAUAUGCAACCAGGGAAGUUUCGACUACUUGGAGGCUAUACGCAAUGCUGGAGUAAAGAAUUAAUAUGUUGAUGGAAGGGGAAGGCAUAAAUUUUGGGGACAAUGCUCGGACAACACUGUCAUGGUCCCAUAUGUUCUUCAGUGUUGUUACAUAUCCGAAAAUUGUUUUGGCACCAUUGCUGGAAGUUUAGCUAUCAUGGAUCCCAGCUAUCAUGGAUUUUAUUGGAGCCCCGCUAUAAUGGAUUUUCCUAAAUUUUGGCGCACCAUGUCUGGAAGUUUAGCUACAAGGGGGAAAUUUUUUGAGGUGAAUGUUACUCCCUCCGUCCGAUGAUGUAAGACGUUAUUACAUCCAAUAUGUGACAGAGAGAGGGUGUACCUAAGACAGUUUACCGUCGACAACACGGUGCCGAUUGUAAUAUUAGUGUAGAUGUGAAGGAUGGCAGAUUUUGCAAUUUUGUGAUCCGAUAGAUUUUUGCUAGAGAGAUAGAUGUGUGUGGACUGUCUGCAAUUUUAUCAUGCUGCUAGAUGUGUACGUUGCUGCUACCUUGUGUUUUUUGUUGUUGUUUGUUUUUGUGUUAUAGAAAAUAUAAAAUAAAUAUAUUUCAUUUGGUUGUUUGUUUCAUGUGUUAUUUUGGUACAGUAGCAAUAAUCUAAUCACUGAAUUUAAAUGCGGGGCAUUACUAUUACUAUAAUGAACAUAUGAAUUCCUUGGUUCCCCAACAUUGGUAAAAUGUAUGAGACUAAACUAGCGGUUGAGAUUUUGGGGAGAGAUUUUAGGCUACUGGACUUGCUCUGACUCCCAUCCAUGUCCGUCGUCUGAGUGAGUGAGUGAGAGAGGGGAGGGGAUAUUAGUUCACGAUAGUUCUUUUGAGUAGCAUUCGGUAGAUUAGUUGUAUGAAAGUUGUUUCUACUAGCAUUCAGUAAAUUAGCUCGGGAAGUUCCCUUUAGAUCCAAUCCCGUAGAACCAAUACCAGGGGCAAAUGGCCAGUACUACACAGCCCAAGUCAUGGUAGAGUAACUAUCUGGAUUUUUUAAAAUUAUCCUCAUCUUGCUUUUGCAUUGGGAUGCAACUAUUGCCUAACUGGGUGAAUUGGAACUGAAUUGUGGUUGCAUGCACUAAACUGAAAUAGCUUCAUAGUUUUGGCGAACUACAGGUUCAGCAAAAAUGCAGUUGCAUACCUUGAGAAGUGUCACUGCCGCUUGCCUGCAGGAAUUGCAUGUGUUAGCACAACCAUCCGGCCAAAACUAUGUGCUUGUUUGGAAAAGGCGGUUGCUCUCAAAUAUGAGGAUAAUCUUAGCUGAUUUAUCAUGUAGUGUGUUAAUUUAGCGGGAGUUAUGUUAAAAUUUAGCGGAUGCAAGAAAGCUCCUCAAUACCAUGUUUACUGUUUUGAUCAAGUUAGAGAAACUACCAGGAAAGCAAUGCCUUGCUUGGUGUUGAUUUCCUAAAAUUAGCAAAAGUAAACACAAAAUCUGGACGCGGACAUAGAAAGGAAGAUGUACUCAACGUUGGAGCGAGCAGAGACCUAGAAGCAAUCAAUCGAGCACCUAGGCCUCCAUGACCUCUACGACACCCCAUCUAUGUGCUCCCUUUCGGACUUCCCUGCCCAGCUAUGUUUUUGUAGCUCCGCCACUUCUCAGAGAUGGUCUGGUUCACAUUCUUAGAAGUGGCAUGACAGCUGACAAAAACUUCUUGCAUUUACUAAUUUCAGUGAUGAUAGGACGCAUUCUCUCUACCAUGUGGAGAUAAGGAAAGCGUAGGAGGAAAGGAAAAUAUCAAUUUCCCAUCAAGCUUCCCUUAUAUUUCACUUCAAUGGUGGCAGAUCCAUUGUUGAUUUCUAUCUAAGUUCAAUGAGGCAUUUAUUCUUCAGGAUCAUUACUACUUGGAGAUGUAAUUAUUGUUGAGAGUUUAGUAAAUAUUGGAGGAGUGAUUAAGAAGCUACAUGGUAUACUGAGGUUUUGCUUUUCGAACACACUGUUGCACAAUUUAGAUUUUAUUGCUUGUUGUAUAUUAAAAUAGUGCAGCCCAGUGGGAUUUAUAUGUCUCUUGUACAGAUGAAUUGUUUGUUAAAAUACAUGCACAGAGGUGGAGCUCCUUCAAAUGUAAGUACUUGAUAGUGUUCCCAAGUUAUGUUCGUGUAAGGGCGGAUGAAGAGAUAUGUCAAUUUGUUUUCUUGCAAUGUA
This is a messenger RNA of Triticum aestivum (bread wheat), 3252 nucleotides long. Its product is annotated as indole-3-glycerol phosphate synthase, chloroplastic. The coding region runs from base 315 to 1073 and encodes 252 amino acids. Gene Ontology annotation, biological process: L-tryptophan biosynthetic process. Lineage: Eukaryota; Viridiplantae; Streptophyta; Magnoliopsida; Poales; Poaceae. The record is from RefSeq and is a predicted model, not a curated record. Gene Ontology annotation, molecular function: indole-3-glycerol-phosphate synthase activity; phosphoribosylanthranilate isomerase activity. The transcript is spliced from 6 exons.